Molecule: messenger RNA, 863 nt
Organism: Lotus japonicus
Lineage: Eukaryota; Viridiplantae; Streptophyta; Magnoliopsida; Fabales; Fabaceae
Product: auxin-induced protein 22A-like
Exons: 3
Coding region: 109-633 (174 amino acids)
Biological process (GO): regulation of DNA-templated transcription
Cellular component (GO): nucleus
Molecular function (GO): protein binding
Source: RefSeq, a predicted model, not a curated record
UAAUCAUAUAAAAUAGAAAUACAUCUAUAUUCAUAUCUCUAUAUAUAUACACAUAUAUACAUAUUCCCUCAAAUAUUCUUAUUCUUAUUCUUGUAACAUUGCGCAUGGAUGGAGCUCCAACUUGGUCUCUCUCUCUUAACCAAUUCUCCUGAUGCCAAAGACCUCUUCCCUUGUACUCACAAUAACAAACGCACUUUCUCCCAAAUUGUAGAAGAUGCAGCAGAAAGCACCAACACAGACCCCGCCAUGCUUCCUACUCUGUCUCUUCUCCCCUUCACUAGGAUUAACAACGACAAGGAGGAGGAUGAAGAAGAUGCUCCGGUGGGUUGGCCGCCAGUAAAUUAUAGGAGGAAGAAGCUCCGUUCUUCUAUCAACCAAAACGGUAUGUACGUGAAGGUGAAGAUGGAGGGUGUAGGAAUCGCCAGAAAGGUUGAUCUCACCAUGCACCGUUCAUUUCACUCGCUCAAGGAUACCUUGAUGGACAUGUUUGGAACUCAAUGUGAUCAACAGUCAAAGAGCUAUGAACUGGCUUAUCAGGACAGGGAAGGUGAUUGGCUUCUUGCUGAAGACGUGCCAUGGAGAAAUUUCAUUCAGUGUGCACAGCGCCUCAAAUUGCUUAAGACUAGAGUCUAGAGGAUAAAUAUAUCAUAUGGCUACACAACCUUCAACAGUGACUACUAAUUUGUUUGUCUCUAGCUGCUUUAGAAACCCAGAUAAUUAAUAUAAUGGAUGGGCUUUCUUUUUUUGGUUAACUGUAUUUAAAUCCAGCUGUGGAUACAAGUAUAACUAUAAUUAACUUCCUAGCUAUAAAUUGUAAGGUCUUUGUCUAUGACAUAUCAAAAUUUUAGUUUACAAUAUGAUAA